Molecule: messenger RNA, 1851 nt
Organism: Stylonychia lemnae
Lineage: Eukaryota; Ciliophora; Spirotrichea; Sporadotrichida; Oxytrichidae
Source: the annotation of a GenBank genome assembly
AUGUAAAAUUCAUAUCGAUAAGAGGAAAAUCAGACACAAAAUAAAAAUCUAAGCUAAGUUCCACCUCCUUUUGUAAUGGGAUAUAACCCGCCGCAUAAUCAAUUUAUGCAGCCCUACUAUUACGGUCCUCCACCUCAAGGAAUUAUUUAAGGGCAAUUCCCAUAGUCGGAACUUAAAACACAAUCUGAUUUAAACUAGAUUCCAUAAAACUACUUCUAAAAUCAAAACUACCAAGAAAAUUUCCUGUUGAAUCAAAAAGAGGAUGAUCAGGUAGAUAAGACACCUAUACAAUUCAAUUCUGCUUAAGAAAGUUAUGGUUAUGAUUAAGAGUAUUACUAAUAGUCAGCUUUACCAAUGGAAACUAUUUUUGAACACAAGGAUGAGCAUGAAACUUCGUAAAUAUUAUAAAAGAAAAGGAUUAAGAAAAAGUCUAGUUCAAAGUCUAGAACAAGAGGCUAAUCAGAAACAGAGAGAAAGAGAAUGGAGGCAGAUUAGUUUUUAAGGUCUAUUCAAACUAAGCAAUAAGACUAAGUUGUCGAUUUACAAAAGCAAAAGAUUGCUAAAGAUUUAACUUCAGCUAUGGAGAUGAGUUAAUUCUCUUAAUUUUCAGAUGAAAAUUUCGUCAAUAUAAAAAAAUACAAAGUAAAUCAACUCCCUGAAAACAUUAAGCUAAAAGAUCAAGAAGAUAUUUUAUUUGAUUUGAAUUAGUUGAAAUAAGAAAAUAAUAUACAAAAAGAUGAGAUUAAAUUGCUAAAAGCUGAGAUAGUAAAACUUAAGAAAAGUGGUGCUAAUUAGUAGAAAACAUCAAAGAACUAAAAUACUUUUGAUCCAAAUUUAAUGGAACCAUAUGAUCUUGAAAAGCUUAAAGCAGAAUUAAAUUCUUUGAAAAAAGAACUCCAUUAAGAAAAAGAGUCUAAUAAAAUUCUCAAGGCAUCUUAAGAAUAAUAUAAAAAGAGAGCAUAUUAUGCUAAAAAUAAGUUUUACGAAGCUAAAGAAAAAUUCAAUAAAGAUCAAGAUCCCACUAACGCAGAAAGUAAGUAUAGGCUAAAAAACACAGAACUCAAGAAUUUAAUUAAGAAAUUGGAAGAGGGAAUGGACGCAUAGAAGGAUGAAAAUAACUAGCUUAAGCUUAAGUUAUCAUAAACUAUCGAGAGCAAUAAAUUCAGAGAUGAGUAUGAAAAAGCUCAAAAAUUGAUUAAGAAACAAGAAUUAAAGAUUCAACAAUUGGAAUCUGAAAUUGAGUAAAAUAGGUAUGAUAUGGACAUGUAAAGAUAGAUUGAGAUAGCAAUGAGAAAGGAAGAUGAGAUAAAUUAGAGCUAGAGUUCUGAUGAAAAUGAUAAGUUGUAGAGUAAUUAUCAGCAGGAAUAAUCAGAAUAAAAUGAUACUUAAAAUGACUUAGAUUCGUCCUCUUUUUCAUCAAAAAAAUUUUCAAAUAAAAAUAUCCAGCCUAAAAAAUAAAAUGUUUAGACCUUGACUUAAAUAAAGGAUAAUAUCAAAACAAAAGAUUAUGUUUCAGCUACAUUAAUGGCAUGGAAUAACUGUCCGUCUAUAGUAAAAAAGCAACUUGAUGAGCAAAGCAAAGAAAUCAAAGAACUCAGAAUGUAAAUCAAAGAAUUUGAAUUAAAAUUGAAAUUGAGGAAAAAUGACUUUGAUAAAGUUUAAGGAGUAGAAAUGAAAAAAGACUUAAUGAAACAUAAGGAAAAAAUAGAGAGCAUUUACAGAUAAAAAUUGGAAGAUGAGAAAAGAAGAAUUUUGAAGAUGCAGAUGGAGGAGUUUGAAGACUUAGUUAAAGAGAACAAGGAACUAAAAGAUGAACUUGGAAAAAUCAAACUUAUCCUUGCAAAGAAAUGA